This is a messenger RNA of Trichomycterus rosablanca, 1479 nucleotides long. It is a transcript of the gene ccr12a, whose product is annotated as chemokine (C-C motif) receptor 12a. The transcript has a single exon. Gene Ontology annotation, cellular component: membrane; external side of plasma membrane. Bases 1 to 1068 code for a protein of 355 amino acids. Gene Ontology annotation, molecular function: C-C chemokine binding; C-C chemokine receptor activity. Gene Ontology annotation, biological process: cell chemotaxis; immune response; positive regulation of cytosolic calcium ion concentration. The record is from RefSeq and is a predicted model, not a curated record. Lineage: Eukaryota; Metazoa; Chordata; Actinopteri; Siluriformes; Trichomycteridae.
AUGGAAUAUUAUGAUUUAAAUGUUUUAUAUGAUUUAAAUGAUUUCUUCAAUUCUUCAGACGAGUACGAUUCUGGGUAUGUGACAGACGAGGAGGUGAUUCUGUGUGAUAAGAGCAGUGUUAUUAGGUUUGGUAAAGACUUCCUCCCGACGUUCUACUACAUGAACUUUCUUCUAAGUCUUGUUGGGAACAGUUUGGUGCUGUGCAUUAUCUAUAAGUAUGAGAAGCUCACCACAGUGACCAACAUCUUUCUGCUCAACCUGGUCAUCUCUGACCUCUUGUUUGCAUCCAGCUUGCCCUUCUUGGCCGUCUACCACAGCUCUGAGUGGAUAUUCGGUGCCGGGAUGUGCAAACUUGUGGGCAGCUUGUACUCCAUUGGUUUCUCCAGCUCUAUCCUGUUCCUCACACUUAUGACUUUUGACCGGUAUCUGGCUGUUGUCCAUGCUGUCAUGGCUGCUCAGAGUCGGCGCAGGAUCUACGCCUUCGUGUCGUCAAUCGGAGUCUGGCUGCUCAGUCUCCUAGCUAGCAUUAAAGACAUUGCUUUAUUCAACGUACGCCAUAAUGAUCCACAUGGCUGGCUUUGUGAAGAGAGCGGCUACUCAUCUGAGACCUUAGUAAAAUGGCAGCUGGUGGGAUACUACCAGCAAUUCGGACUGUUCUUCUUGGUCCCAUUGACGAUGGUGUUCUACUGCUACACCCGUAUCACUGUUCGCAUCAUCUCCACUCGCAUGAAAGAGAAGUGCAGGGCUGUUAAGCUCAUCUUCGUCAUCAUUUUCACAUUCUUUGUGUGCUGGACGCCCUACAAUGUGGUCGUCCUGCUCAUGGCACUGCGUCUUUCCUCCAAGGAUGAAUCCUGCUCCACCGAUCUGGACUUUGCGGAAUACGUGACGCGGAACUUUGCGUACUUGUACUGCUGCAUCAGCCCCAUGUUUUACACCUUCGUGGGCAAGAAAUUUCAGCGUCACUUCAGGAGACUUCUAGCCAAGCAUAUCCCAUGUUUGAAGAUCACCAUCCUGUCCACACAAAGCAGCAGGACCACGUCCAACAGGAGCCGCGUUACUGAGUAUUAAUUAUGGAUAGGGCUGUGUUUGAAAAUAUAAACAAGAACAAGUAGUUCUUGUAGGACAAUAGUAUAAAUGCUUAAUAAGACUUGGUUUUUCAGGAAUUUAAAAUAGUUUACUCAUUAUGUGUAAGAAACUAAUAAAGAAUUUAAGGCUCAGGUUGACCAGUAAAAUCAGGGUCACAUCGAGGUGCUGCACUAAUGCUUUAUAUUAUUUUAAUUUUGCCUCAGCUGUUCUGACGGGAAAUUCUUCCUUAAAAUGUUUUGUGUGGGUUUUCUAACUGGUUUCAUACUCAAAAUAAGUCAAACUGAAACAGAGAAAAAAAUCAGGAAGUUUGGCAAUACCAAGCGGUAACCCAGUUUUUUUUUGUAUAUCUUUUAUUUUAUUGGUAAAUGCCACAAAUUGCAAUAUAAUUCUGAA